Molecule: messenger RNA, 951 nt
Organism: Penicillium olsonii
Lineage: Eukaryota; Fungi; Ascomycota; Eurotiomycetes; Eurotiales; Aspergillaceae
Source: the annotation of a GenBank genome assembly
AUGCUGGGACGUUCAAUUCUGCGCGCGUCCAACCGGACCUUCGCACGCUCCCUCGGGAAGUCCACGCGUGCCGCUUCCACCUCCGCCGGCGAGGCCGCCAGCUCCCCCUUCUACCUCACACUCACUGCCGGCCUCGCAACCGCCGCCGCCGCCGGUUCCACCGCAUGGUACUACCACCUCUACGGCCAGGAGGCCUUCGCCAUGACACCCGCUGAGGAGGGACUCCACGCCACUCAGUACCCUUGGGUUCACGAGCGUUUCAACAAGACCUUCGACCACGCUGCCCUCCGCCGUGGUUUCCAGGUUUACCGUGAAGUUUGCGCCUCCUGCCACUCCCUUACCCGUGUCCCAUGGCGCAGCAUGGUCGGCACCAUGCACACCGUCGAUGAGAUGAAGGCCAUGGCCGAGGACAACGAGUACGACACCGAGCCCAACAGCGAGGGCAACAUCGAGAAGCGCCCCGGAAAGCUCUCCGACUACAUCCCUGCCCCCUACCCCAACGAUGAGGCCGCCCGUGCCGCCAACGCCGGUGCUCUGCCUCCCGAUCUGAGCUUGAUCACCAAGGGCCGUCACGGUGGCUGCAACUACGUCUUCUCCCUGCUCACCGGUUACCCCGAUGAGGCUCCCGCCGGUGCUGCCGUCGCCGAGGGCAUGAACUUCAACCCCUACUUCCCCGGUACCGGUAUUGCCAUGGGCCGUGUCCUGUUCGACGGUGUUGUCGAGUACGAGGACGGUACCCCCGCCACCACCUCCCAGAUGGCCAAGGACGUCGUCGAGUUCCUCAACUGGUCCGCCGAGCCCGAGAUGGACGACCGCAAGAAGAUGGGUGUCAAGGCCGUCGCUCUGCUGACCGGUCUCUUCGCCAUCUCCGUCUGGGUCAAGCGCUACAAGUGGGCCCCUCUCAAGACCCGCAAGAUCGUGUACAGCCCUCCCAUCGGUCCCCGUCGUUAA